AUGAACAACUAUUCUGGACUUCUUUAAAUUCUUGAAGAUUAUUUGUAUGUUUUAAUUUCUAUUAUCACUUGGACUGGAUAUAGAGUUUCUCAUUGUGAAAAUCAUCAUCCUGAAUUUAGGAAAUUUUUUGAUAUGCCUCAUAUUGAACUUAGUAAUGUUUAUAAAACUAAAAAUAGAAUUAUUUCUCCUUUUUUUAAUUUCUUUAUUGGUAUCCAUUGGGAAAGCUACCAUUUAGUCCACCAUCUUUUCCCAAGAAUGCUUUCUUGGGCAUAUGAAGAAGCUCAUAAUAUUUUAAUGAAGGAUUCUGUUUAUGAAAAUCUUAGUUUUCAUAAAAAAACUGGAUUUAUUAAUAUGAUUAAGUCUAUUUUGGAAACUCCUUAUAAAUAAUUAAUUGAAUAAUGA
Molecule: messenger RNA, 402 nt
Organism: Ichthyophthirius multifiliis
Lineage: Eukaryota; Ciliophora; Oligohymenophorea; Hymenostomatida
Exons: 3
Biological process (GO): lipid metabolic process
Source: RefSeq, a predicted model, not a curated record